Hippocampus comes (tiger tail seahorse) is the source of this 2266-nucleotide messenger RNA. Its product is annotated as DCN1-like protein 1. Gene Ontology annotation, molecular function: ubiquitin-like protein binding; cullin family protein binding; ubiquitin conjugating enzyme binding. Lineage: Eukaryota; Metazoa; Chordata; Actinopteri; Syngnathiformes; Syngnathidae. The transcript has 7 exons. Gene Ontology annotation, biological process: protein neddylation. Bases 538 to 1344 code for a protein of 268 amino acids. The record is from RefSeq and is a predicted model, not a curated record. Gene Ontology annotation, cellular component: ubiquitin ligase complex.
AACACAGCUAGCCGCAACGUCCCCGUGUUUGUCUGUCAAGCAUGCUAACAUAGCACAGGCUCGGCCACCGUAGUUAUGAACCUGCAACUACGACACGCAUGCACGCGCAAGCUCACUGACACCAUUGCACGCAUGUUAUUAACGUUAACAACAGACCGAAGCUAAAAUAUUGGCGUCUAGCCAGUAGCUCGGCCAUGCUAACCCGGCGAUUCCCAUUCCUACCACCGCUAUUCUUUUGCCUUUGUUAUCCCCCGUAUACAGAGCUCGCCAUUACGUAAUAAUGCUUAUGACGGUCCACUGUCACCUUACCAUAAACAUGAUGAGCGGCCUGUUAUAAGCGUAUAAUAGAGGUGGACAACCUGCGGGUCGUGGGCCUCAGAGCAGAGCUAAAAACAAAUACCACUUCUUGGGAGCUGUUAUUAAAACCUCUACAAAUAGUCAGAGUGGCUCCUAUUACAUCAGUCAUGUGAGGGCCUGCACUUGGGAUCAUCCUAAAUGUUGCCGAGAACUAGGUCUCACUCCCCCCAUGUGCCCUGAAUGCCUGUGGACGCAGUCCUGUGCGCGCUGCACAAGUUGAAGUCGUCGCAGAGGGACAAGGUGCGGCAAUUUAUGUCCUUCACGCAGGCGGGCGAGAAGACGGCCGUUUACUGUCUCACACAGAAUGACUGGAAGCUGGAGGUGGCCACCGACAACUACUUCCAGAAUCCGGACCUCUACUGCAAGGAGUCCAUGAAGACGUCCGUUGACCGCAAGAAGCUGGAGCAACUUUUCAACCGGUACAAAGAUCCCCAGGAUGAGAACAAGAUCGGCAUCGAGGGCAUCCAGCAAUUUUGCGACGACUUGAUGCUGGAUCCGGCCAGCAUCAGCGUUCUGGUGGUGGCAUGGAAAUUUCGCGCCGCCACCCAGUGCGAGUUCUCCAAGAAGGAGUUCCUGGACGGCAUGACGGAGCUGGGGUGCGACAGCCCCGACAAGCUCAAAGCCCUUUUGCCAAGACUGGAGCAGGAGCUGAAAGACGGCAGCAAAUUCAAGGACUUCUACCAGUUCACCUUUAACUUUGCCAAAAAUCCCGGCCAGAAGGGUUUAGACUUGGAGAUGGCUGUAGCUUACUGGAAUCUGGUUCUUUUAGGAAGAUUUAAGUUCCUCGACCUUUGGAAUAGAUUUCUUUUGGAGCACCAUAAACGCUCCAUCCCAAAAGACACUUGGAACCUACUGUUGGACUUUGGAAACAUGAUCGCGGACGACUUGUCCAACUAUGACGAGGAGGGGGCGUGGCCAGUGCUUAUAGACGACUUUGUGGAAUUUGCUCGACCGAUCAUAACUGGAACAAAACGUAAAACUCUCUAAAAAAAAAAAAAAAACAAAGAACUGGGAAGGAGAGUAUUUCUUUUACAGAGACUUCAUCUGGAUUUUUUUGAAGGUGGAUUAUUAUUGUUAUUUUUUAUUUAAACAAUGGUGGCCAACAGCAGCACUUAGAGGAGAGUGCAGAGGAGGGACAUUUCCGGAUUCAUCUGGGCUCCUCCUGCCGGACCCUCGGAAUCCUGUGAGCGCACUCCGCUCCGGGAUGAACACUGAUGCCGCGCCAAGACGAGCGUAAAUGGACUGGAAAAGAAAGGACAAAGGAGUGCUCACAACACCAGCACCACAACUUGACCGUACAUACUGUAUCUAUUUACAAAAGAGAAUUAUAUGAAGCCUAAUAUAAAUAUGAUCCUGUUUAUAAAGCAUCCUUUUAUGUACUCUUGAAGAUGUCUCACGGGUUUGAUGUCAGUGUCGUGCAUCACCUUGAGGCUGUGAUUGCAUCUUCGAUUUUGGUACUUGCUGUGAAAUGUCCCCCCCACCCCAAAAAAAAAAACCAUCACAGCUCUAUGUUCUGAUUUCCUCUGCCCAAGGAACAUUUUGUCUAAACUGCUUUGAGUGGGAAUGGUCUUUCGGAAGUGUUUAAUCAUGUCUUCAAUGGAUGAAGGCAAAAUGGAGCACCUCUUGGCUGGGAACAAUCGAUUAACUCUCAAGUCUGCUGUUCAGAACAUUUAAGACCAAUCAAAUAAUUGAACCUGAGCAGCGUUCUUGAUACUUUUUAGACCGUCCUGCAGCAGUUAGGAGCUAUUCUGAAGCUGCAUUGCAAAAUGAAUGAUAAACAAGCCUUACUAAUUAUACAAAUGUUAUGUUUCUGUUCACCAUUAUUUACAGGUAGAGACAAAUGAACAUUCAUGUAAGUACAGUAUAUUGUUACAUUUAAAGAUCAAUAAAAGCAUGAGUUUUUCCAUAA